Messenger RNA from Zophobas morio, 3750 nucleotides. It is a transcript of the gene Hr39, whose product is annotated as Hormone receptor-like in 39. Bases 594 to 2735 code for a protein of 713 amino acids. NCBI's taxonomy places the organism in Eukaryota, Metazoa, Arthropoda, Insecta, Coleoptera, Tenebrionidae. Gene Ontology annotation, cellular component: RNA polymerase II transcription regulator complex. Gene Ontology annotation, molecular function: nuclear receptor activity; zinc ion binding; RNA polymerase II cis-regulatory region sequence-specific DNA binding. Gene Ontology annotation, biological process: tissue development; regulation of transcription by RNA polymerase II; hormone-mediated signaling pathway. The transcript is spliced from 9 exons. The record is from RefSeq and is a predicted model, not a curated record.
CCAGCCGCCAGUUCCGGGCACGGGGGCCCCGAACCCCGUCGCAGCCCCUCAUGCCGCCCCUUUCGGUUCGUUUAUGAUUUAUUUGGCGUUCGUUGCGUCCGCAAAGUUGCCGCUCUGCCCCUUGACAGGUGACAGUAGGUGUCGCCACCGUCCAUUUUUUAAUUUCCAUUGUUUUUACAGACGAUUGUGAAUUGAGCAUUUUUUGUUAGUUUUGAGCGUCGAGCCGUGCGACAGUUGUGCGUCGUUUUUGAGGUUAUUCGCGCGUUGGGGGCUGCCGCCGCCGGCCCAUCGUGUCCUAGCGUCGAACGCGACCUCCCCGCACCCGAUUACCGUUCGGUGCGUAAAAAUCAGUCGCUGCAAUGGUUUUACCUGAACUCGGUGUCAAUAAACUCUGCUGAAGGUGUGCCGUGCAUAAAUCCGAUCGUGAAAGUGAAAAUUGCCAUUACCUAACGCUGUGCUUUCCCAAUAUUUUCGGCUGUCUGGAUCCGGCCAAGGAUGCGUUUCCUCUGGACAGGGAGAUAAGGGUUGAUGCCGCCUGAGGAGACCAUGCCACAGACCUUCGGGAGCGUCGGGGUGAGCUGAUCUAGGCCGUCAUGGCCGCAGACAUGAGGUCUCCCAACGUAUCCGUCACCCCCAUCAACAUGGAGCCCCCGUACCCGUCGACGCCGCUGACCAACUGCGACCUCCCGACGGGGGAGCCGCAGCGCACCAGGAGCGCGCCGCACCCCGGCCUCCUCAACGGCGACGUCCUCGACAGCUCCGACGCCGAGGUGGCGCAGAUCGACUUCCAGUGCGCCGUCAACAUGAGACACAAGAAGAAGAGGGACGGCGCCGACGUCCCCAGGCCGAUGUCGUGGGAGGGCGAGCUCAGCGACCACGAGAGGGACAUGUGCGUGGACGACGACGGCGGCUCGCAGGUCCCGGAGAACCUCUCCCUCUCCCAGCCGAAGCUCAACACCAUCGUGAGCCUCGACUCGAAGGAGAGCCCCCUGAUGCGGCUGAAGCAACCCCCGAUGGGCAACUACUCGAUCCACAGCACGCCCAGCAACUCGCCCCUGCUCGGCCAGAGGCACCCGGUGACCGGCGUCCCGAUGAUGGGGCACAAAGACAUGAUGCACAAGGCCUUGAACGUGCCGCCGACGCCGAGCCCGGACUCGGCCAUCCACUCCGCAUACAGUGUGUUCAGUUCGCCGAACCAGAGCCCCCUGACGCAAAGACAUAUCACGCUAACGCCGAACCUGAGCCGGAACAAUAGUGAUGCGUCCCAUUCGAGCUGUUGUAGUUAUUCGAGUGUUUCGGUUUCGGUCUCGCCGACGCAGCAGUUCUCGCCCACGCACAGUCCUAUUCAGGGUCGCCAUAUGCACAGUAUUCACAACAGCCCUCUACAUCACAACGUACUCUACAGAAGUCUACAGGAAGACCCCAGCGUCCAAUACAAUGACCACGAUGGCCUCGACGAGGCCGAAGAUAAGACUGGCUUAGUUCAUACCUCGCUCCCCGCCCAGCCGGGCAUAUCCAGACAGCAGUUGAUCAACAGCCCAUGCCCGAUCUGCGGCGACAAAAUCUCGGGAUUCCACUACGGGAUUUUCAGCUGCGAGUCGUGCAAGGGCUUUUUCAAACGCACGGUACAAAACCGCAAGAAUUACGUGUGCUUGAGGGGGGCGGCGUGCCCGGUGACGGUCGCCACCAGGAAGAAGUGCCCCGCGUGCAGGUUCGACAAGUGCCUGCAGUGCGGGAUGAAACUCGAAGCAAUUCGCGAGGACCGGACUCGUGGGGGCCGUUCGACGUACCAGUGUUCGUACUCGUUGCCGCCGUCUUUGGCCAAUCACGCCGAAUUGAGGGCUAGCAGUAACGACCUGAGACAGAGCGUGGAGGCGCACCAUGGUCUAACGGUCAAGCUGGAACCUGGAGAUGGGUCCACACACCACAAGCGAGGGACCGUGCCGGGGUCCAAGGGUGUCCCGCCGUUAUUGCAAGAAAUAAUGGACGUGGAGCACCUGUGGCACUACAACGAAAUGGAACUGAACAAACUGAGUACCGAAGGCCACCUGGGGAAAGAAGGUGGAAGCGGCGCCGUCCAUAACCUGUCGAAUCACCCUCUCCUCGCCGGUACCGCUCUAGCCGGCUCCACCGACACCAACCCCGACUUCGUAGCGAAUUUGUGCAAUAUAGCCGACCGCCGACUCUACAAGAUCGUCAAGUGGUGCAAGAGCUUACCCCUCUUCAAGAACAUAUCGAUCGACGACCAAAUCUGUCUCCUCAUCAACUCCUGGUGCGAGCUGUUGCUGUUUUCGUGCUGCUUCAGAUCGAUGUCCACCCCGGGCGAAAUCCGGGUGUCUCUGGGCAAAAGUAUCACUCUAAACCAGGCUAGAGACAUGGGCAUGCAAGCUUGCAUCGAGAGGAUGCUGAAUUUCACGGAGCAGCUGCGCAGGUUGCGGGUGGACCAGUACGAGUACGUCGCGAUGAAAGUCAUCGUUUUGCUCACAUCAGAUACGUCGGAGUUGCGCGAAGCGGAGAAGGUGAGGGCUUCGCAGGAGAAGGCGUUGAAGGCGCUUCAGGACUACACGCUGAGUCAUUAUCCUGAUAGUCCUGCGAAGUUCGGGGAGUUGUUGUUGCGCAUUCCGGAGUUGCAGAGGACUUGUCAGGUGGGGAAGGAGAUGUUGACGAUCAAGUCGAAGGACGGCGACGGGCCGAGCUUCAACCUGUUGAUGGAGCUCCUCCGAGGGGAUCACUAGAUGUGCCUUAUUAGCUUUGGUGGCGGGGUCAUACUUACAGACAGUAUUGCUUAUUACUCUUAGCUUUAAGUGGAAUUUUACGUACUUAGUAACGUGCUGGACACUCGAUUCACGUUUCCAGCAUGUCUGAUAUUGAAACUGACAUAGUUAUAGUUUGAGUUGCAGCUCUGUACAGACAUGCGGAAAUUUUAAGGUUAGGUUUGACGGAAUUGUAUAUAUAUUUUUAAAUUAAGUUUCUAUUUUGAUAUUUUUUAUUAUAUAUUAUCUGAGGCUAUUUAUUGUGCCGAAACGUUGACGAAUUUUUCUAACAGUUAUUUUAGUAAGGCGUGCUCAAAGUAUCUAAUACGAGUCGGGCAUAGUUUUUGCAAUCGAUUGUAUAGCGCUUCGUGAUUGGUCAUCGAGUGGCCAAUCGAGUCACGUUUUCACGUUUACACGGGUCACUCGAUGAUGGAGCAUGAAAGCCCUACUGUUCCAUUCCAAUGGCGUGUUGAUUUCAAGCGGUCAAACUGCUUUGCACGUAACGUAACGUACUCAGCGUAACGCAUGCGCAAUCAUGAACAAUUAGAUUAGCCAUCCUUGACGUCACGUUACGAAUUACGGUAUGCGUUGCGCUCGUGGACAAGACUAUUGUUGUAAAUAGUCUUUUUUAUUUAUUCAAAAAAAAAAUAAAAAAUAAAAAUAUUUUUGUAGUGCCAACACUUUAAAUUUGUCUUUCGUUACGCACUCUAUUAAAAAUUGUUUUAUUUAUUUAUUCGGACGCAACUUGUUAUUUAUUGUUGGCGUUGACUUUUAAAGUUGUGGAAAAUUUUAAUGCACGAUUUUCGCUGCAUGAUCAUCUGUACCAGUGUCAAUAUUAAAAAAAAAAAAAGAAAAAACAUAAGACUUAGGGGAGGCCUUCCAUGCCUGCAUACAAUGCAGUAUUAGCCCUAAUACUUUUUGUACUUGUCAUUUACUAGCAAUUUAUACAAAAACAAUUUUGUAUUGAAAUAUUUAAAUAUACAUUACAUCAAAACAA